Messenger RNA from Saprolegnia parasitica CBS 223.65, 1148 nucleotides. RefSeq lists its product as hypothetical. The transcript is spliced from 3 exons. Gene Ontology annotation, molecular function: metal ion binding. The annotation marks the transcript as partial. The record is from RefSeq and is a predicted model, not a curated record. NCBI's taxonomy places the organism in Eukaryota, Oomycota, Saprolegniomycetes, Saprolegniales, Saprolegniaceae.
AUGGACCGCUUCGACGUCGACGAGCUGGACUUUGAGUCGGUCGAGCCCGUCCGGCCGAGCUCCUUCGAUGGCACGAGCGCGCAGAAGUUUGACAUUGCGAUCCGCGCCCGGCAGGCGCUGCCGAGCCUGAGCCUCACGGCGACCUGCAAUACGAAGCUCAAGCAGCUCGAUUGGCGCUUCGUCAAGAAGGACAAGGAGGUGUCCAUCCAUCGUCUGGAGCGCGAGAAGCACGGCAACUCGCUCACAACGCGCGUGAGCUUCCGCAUUAGCGUCGAGAUCAAGUCGUAUCUCGAGACCAUCAUGGACGCACUCGUGCCCAAGUCGCCGAUUGAGUACUUGCACAUGGAGAAGCGCAUGUUUCCCAAGUUUGUUGACGCGGCCGUCUUGCACCAGGUCGAGGACGACGAGAUCUCGGAGCUACCGACGUACCCGCGCCACUGCGUCAAGUGGCACGCGUCGCACCUCUUGACCAACCGCAUCACGGGCCGCAUGGGCACUCCGACCGACUUUGUCUUUGAAGAAUUCGCCGACGUCGAGACAAUCGAGAACGUGCAGUGUGGCUUUGGCUACAUCCAGAGCUGCGACUACCCCGAGGCGGACCUUCGCCGCGUGAGCGCGCUGAAGUGCAAGCGCGGUCUCAUCCGCAAGGGCGUCUUCCUUGUGCAGCCGAGUGCGCCCGACUCCGUCAUCCACGAAGUCACGGCCAUGUACAUCAUGGACUUUCCCAAGAACCUCGGCAUUAGCGUCGAUCGCAUCAUCUCUGCGUACGCCGAUCGGCUGCGCAACAUUCGCGAAAUGCUCAUCAACACGCUUUUCCAGCCGAUUCCCAUCUUGCCGCGCGACCAAUGGGUCGACGACCGGUCCCGGCGAGAGUGCUGUGUGUGCACACAGACGUUCACGCUGGUGCGGGCGCGACACCACUGCCGCGCGUGCGGCGAAGUCGUCUGCGGCAACUGCUCGCGCAAGUGGUCGGUGCCCGUCAAGAACAAUGGCGAGCUCCUCACGCGGCUCUGCACGCCGUGUUCGCUCAAGGCCCGCAGCAAUCUGAUGCCGUCGGUGGUCCACACGAACCGGUUCUCGCGCUCCAACACGACCUUGGGCCUCGACCCGCCCAUGACGGACUUUGAAAUGCAUCUCCACACGUCGUC